AUGCAAAAGUCUUGUGAAGAAAAUGAAGGAAAAGCACAGAACAUGCCAAAGGCUGAGGAAGACUGCCCUAUGGAAGCUGUACCACAGGAGGCAGAAAGAAAUCCUCAACCUUCUGAAGAAGGUGUAAGCCCGGAAGUAGAAGGAAACCUUAGAGGAGGGCUGACUCAGCCUGGUCAGGGAUAUAAAGAGGACACUCCGGUUAGACAUUUGGACCCAGAAGAAAUGAUAAGAGGAGUAGAUGAGUUGGAAAGGCUUAGGGAAGAGAUAAGAAGAGUAAGAAACAAGUUUGUGAUGAUGCAUUGGAAACAAAGACAUUCACGCAGCCAUCCUCAUCCUGUGUGCUUUAGGCCUUGAAUUCUUUUUUUUUUUUUUGUCUGAUAUUAAAAUCUGGCCCCUGCUUUCUUUCUGUUAGCAUUUUCUGAUGUAUCUUUGACUUUUGUUUUAUUUUUAAUCAUCUGGUGGAGUUUUGUUUUAGGUAGUGUCCUUAUUACCAGCA
Molecule: messenger RNA, 496 nt
Organism: Balaenoptera ricei (Rice's whale)
Lineage: Eukaryota; Metazoa; Chordata; Mammalia; Artiodactyla; Balaenopteridae
Product: transcription elongation factor A protein-like 8
Exons: 1
Coding region: 1-354 (117 amino acids)
Source: RefSeq, a predicted model, not a curated record